AUGGAGCUGAUGAAGCAACUGGAAACUGGAGGAAUUCAAUCAGAUGAACACGGUGUACGCGGCUCGUCAUCACCUCUCGGACGCACAUCGAUGACACAAGAAUACGACGGACAGUUGGCUGCGUUGGAGCUGGCUUGCGCGAAAGCUACUUUUCCGUUGGGCAGUGAAAACCGAGAAUCUAUUCGUCAAAGAUGCCAAGCUGGUAUGGACAAACGGCUCCAAAUACAUCAUAUACCACUGACGAUCAAAUUACUGACGGUUACCAAUAACUACAGAGUGGAGAUGGAAAAUCGAUUAGUGUAA
This is a messenger RNA of Caenorhabditis remanei, 303 nucleotides long. RefSeq lists its product as uncharacterized. The record is from RefSeq and is a predicted model, not a curated record. The coding region runs from base 1 to 303 and encodes 100 amino acids. The transcript is spliced from 4 exons. NCBI's taxonomy places the organism in Eukaryota, Metazoa, Nematoda, Chromadorea, Rhabditida, Rhabditidae.